This is a messenger RNA of Micropterus dolomieu (smallmouth bass), 1777 nucleotides long. RefSeq lists its product as uncharacterized. NCBI's taxonomy places the organism in Eukaryota, Metazoa, Chordata, Actinopteri, Centrarchiformes, Centrarchidae. Bases 341 to 1441 code for a protein of 366 amino acids. The transcript has 7 exons. The record is from RefSeq and is a predicted model, not a curated record.
ACGACUUAUUUAGGUGGAAAUGUACUUGGUUGUCUACUUAACUACGAUAGUAAAGAGGCGUCGUAUGUAUUUUAAACACGUUUUUUUUGCUUUUUUGCUUACGAGUUAUUGAUUCCGGAAGUUCGAAUCUGUGAUUAUAUUUCCAACUUGGCCGUAAACGCCAUUAAUAACGGUUAGUGCGGCAUAUGUGCAUUGUAUAACUCCAGUCUUACCAUUGUAUUGAAGUGUUUGCCCGGCUGGAAUAUGUCAAUAGUGAAGUCUUGAGGAACUAUUAAACGCAUCGUGCGCCUAGCUGGUCGACUCCGGUUCGCUGGACUCGGGUUUUGAAUUACCGCUGUUGAUGAUGAUAUUGUUGCUGUUGCUGGGUGCCUUUGUUUGUACGGGCUUCUCAUAUUAUGAGGAUACGUAUGAGUGUGACUAUGGGGAAACAUUCAGCAUACUGCUGCUCAGAAAUGCUCAGUCCAUUGAAUUCAAACCUAAGCACAACUCAAAUGUGACAAUCUUGUGGAGACAUGAUAACCCUCAAGCCAUAGAGGACCGUAGGCAUACGGUGAUAGGUGCCUACUAUGCGAUUUUUAAUGUAACCCAGAAAGACAGUGGCCGCUACAUAAUGAGAGACAAAGAUCAGAAAAUACUGUCUACAAAGAUCUUUGAGGUAGUAGCAAACACGAAAGCCUAUUCACGGAAUCCUGGUGGAAGCCUCCACUUCAUUUUUCACCUGGAACCGAACUCCUGCAACAUUUACUUCUUCCCAGAAAGUGACCAUGAAAUGGGAGGGACAGAGAUAGUUCGUCAAGGCAGACUGAAAGAGGGUUUGGAUGAACGUGAUUGCACAUUUUUUCAUCUGUUAAAGCCAUGUGGGAUUUUAAAUGACGACCUCAAAAUGUCAUGCAGCGGACGUUUCGAGGUCAGAGAUCAGAAUGGCAACAAUGCCUUAGUGGUGUUACUGGAAAUGGAGCCACUACGGAAUGAUUCAUUUGCCUUUGGUAUUGGGGUUGGUGUUAUCCUCGCUGCCCUUUCCUGCUGUGCUUGCGUGAGGUGCUGCUGCUGUGGAAAGCGCUCCUCCAAAAAGGACAGAUCUGAGACUGCUAAUGCUGAACCUGCUAUGCCUUCCCCAGAGUAUUACAAUCAGCCUGUCGGACCGAGUCAAGACUACCUCAGUCAGCCCUCUGGGACACACUACUCCGCUCAGCCUUCUUUUACUCCAACCGGGCCUCUGAUACACAAUCCUCCUACUGUGAAAAUGCCACCAGCUUAUUCUGAGUUACAUCCUGCUGCCCAUAGCAGUCUGCGCACGCACACACUUGAUAACUUGAUAACAGUUUCACCUCUAGCGGAGCAGCCGCGGUUUGAACUAAAGGGGAUGACCUUUGCCUCCCCACUUAGUUCAGACUCAACCUACUGUGACACUUAUAACUCUGACAAACUCAACUUCCUCUGAAAGUCUUGAUUGUAACAGCCUACCUCAAAUUUGUCAACUCAUUCAUUAGUGUGACAUUAAAGAAAUAGUUCAACAUCUUGGGAAAUAUGCGUUCACCAGUGUUGUUUUGACACAUAUUUAAUGAACAAAGAAUAACAUGUUAAUUAGUGAGCUGUAGAGUUGCUGGUAGAUUAAUUUAGUCAUCUCUGUACAGGGACAGGUCAACUUUUCCUGCUGUUUCUUGUGUUUAUGCUAAGUUAAGCUAAUCAGCCUGAGCAUGAGAUGUUAUACCCAAGGAUGUCAGUUUCAAAGCCAUAGGUGAAAGGGAAGUUUUCAAUAAAAAGCAGUUACUCUAAA